AUGGAACAUCAGAUUAUCUCUAUUCAUCGUACUUUACGUGAUGAUUCUUGUGCUUCUACUUCUUCGGCCAGACCUACGUAUGCUGCUGUUCUUUCUAAGUCAUUGCAUCCGCCAGCGAUGGUGGCUGAAGCGGCAUCUGAUGUUGCAUCUUCUCUUUCUAAGAACCUUAAGGGUGAGGGGUCAGAGUCAUCAUCCGAAGGUUUGGCCGAAGAAUCCUCGCCUGUGCUUGUGCAGGAUUCUCAAAGUCAAAGUCAAACUUCCACCGCAGAGAAAGAUGCCAUCACUGUUGAUGACACUGAUCAGAAGCAAGAAAGCCUAAAGGACGAUGUGUCGUUCAACAGCCAGGCACAGUCUACAACUCAAGGUCCCAUGACAGUGACAGGGCCCCACAAUAAUACACAAAGGUUUGCUGGAAUAACUACUGGAUAUGGAUCAAAGAUUCGUAAUGCUAACCUUCCUCCACAACAUCAUGGUAGGAUCAAUCAAAAUUGGAACACUCGUAGGAGUUUUCAUGGAAUAAGAGGAGGCAUCCAUAUGCCACCUAGAGGCCCUAUAAUAUAUGCAAGGCCACCUCUGCAGCCUCCACCACCACUACCACGUCCGCCAUUACUGACUUCUUGUCCUUAUAACCAUUUGCACCCAUCACCGAUGUUGGCACCGGUGCCGCCGCCACCUUAUAAUAAAGGCCCCUAUGGAUUCUCUGCAGGAUUGGGUCCUCAUCAUUUUCCAUAUGGUGCUGUUCGACGACCUCCUAUUUGUGUUCAAGCACCAAAUCCCGCGGACCUGUAUGAUAAAAUUGUAGACCAGGUUGAUUUCUAUUUUAGUUUUAAUAACCUGGUUAAGGAUAUUUAUCUGCGGAAGCAGAUGGAUGAUCAAGGUUGGGUUCCAAUAGGAAUUAUAGCAUCUUUUCCAAAGGUCAAACAAUUGACUGGCAAUGUCCAGAUUAUAGCAGAUGCUCUUAAAGCGUCUUCAGUAAUUGAAAUUUUGGAAUUGCUCGUUGUGGAGAUGGCAGAGAGAUUUGCAUUUUGUGGAUUGAGUGGGAACUUGGUGAGUUACCUGACAAAUGUUUUGGGAGAGACAACACCGGAAGCUGCUAAAAUUGUUGCCUGGGUUGAUGUCUCCUUCGUCUUCCCUUUGAUUGCAGCUUUCGUUGCUGGUUCAUAUCUUGGUCGUUUCAAGACUAUCAUCUUCUCUUCCAUCAUCUAUUUCUUGAUGAAUGCUUUGAAAGAUUAA
Messenger RNA from Prosopis cineraria, 1233 nucleotides. Its product is annotated as la-related protein 1B-like. The transcript has 8 exons. The record is from RefSeq and is a predicted model, not a curated record. Bases 1 to 1233 code for a protein of 410 amino acids. Lineage: Eukaryota; Viridiplantae; Streptophyta; Magnoliopsida; Fabales; Fabaceae. Gene Ontology annotation, molecular function: RNA binding.